AGAUUGGAAGGGUAGAAGUAUCUUUAUUUGAAUUAUGAAUGUCUGCUGUUGAUUAUGGUAAAUUUUUUUUCGAUUAAAUCUGACACCAAUGCUAAUAAUUUCUUUCUCUUUCAGAUUGCUCUGGAGGGGAAACUGGUUCAUUCAGGAAAAGAGCUGUAAGAUACUUGCCUUGGUAGUAAGUGCUAGGCCAAAAAGUCAGGAUGGAAUCGUUGCUAACGGAGAAGCCUCAAAUUCAAAGAAACCAUUCACCACCAUUGAUGAUGUGUUAAAAGGAUUAGUGGAAUGGCUUUGUGCACAGCUCAAGAGGCCUUCCCAUCCUAGUCGUGGUAUUCCAGUUGCUGUCAACUGCUUGGCAGCGUUAUUGAAGGAACCUGUUGUCAGAUCUUCCUUUGUUCAAGCAGAAGGGUUGAAGUUGCUGAUUCCCUUAAUUUCUCCAGCAUCCACCCAGCAAUCUAUCCAGCUUCUUUAUGAAACAUGUCUCUGUGUUUGGCUCUUAUCUUAUUAUGAACCUGCAAUUGAGUACUUGGCAACCUCUAGAACACUUCCAAGACUGGUCGAUGUUGUCAAAAGUUCCACAAAAGAGAAGGUUGUCAGGGUUGUUGUUUUGACCUUCAAGAACUUGUUGUCUAAAGGAACAUUCGGUGCUCAGAUGGUAGACCUUGGACUGCCACAAAUUGUUCAGAAUUUGAAAGCACAGGCAUGGAGUGAUGAGGACCUGUUGGAAGCUCUCAAUCAACUUGAGGAUGGGCUGAAGGAUAAUAUUAAGAAAUUGAGUUCCUUUGACAAAUAUAAGCAGGAAGUUCUUCUUGGUCAUCUUGAUUGGUCUCCCAUGCAUAAAGAUCCUCUAUUCUGGCGUGACAAUAUUGCAAGCUUUGAAGAGAAUGAUUUCCAGAUACUAAGGGUCCUCAUUACAAUUUUGGACACAUCCAAUGAUCCAAGAGCUCUUGCUGUAGCCUGCUUUGAUCUCUCACAGUUUAUUCAGCAUCAUCCAGCUGGGAGGAUAAUAGCGACAGACCUCAAGGGCAAGGAACGGGUAAUGAAGCUGAUGAGUCAUGAGAAUUCUGAGGUUACCAAGAAUGCUUUACUCUGCAUUCAGAGGCUUUUCUUAGGUGCCAAGUAUGCAAGCUUUUUGCAGGUAUAGUUUGGCUUCAUUGAAAGUAAUGCAAUAAGAGUAUGUUAUAAUCCGGCUCUUACAUGUUUGGUUGACCAUUCGAGUAAAUUGUGAGUUGGGGCUGUUUUUUUUUUUUUUUUGGUGAGACAUUGCAUGUGAAAAAGACCAUGGAUGAAUUAAUUCAUUUAUCAAACUUUGUUGUGUUCAUUUUGUAGAUUGAGUUGGUAUAGAAUAAGCGCUUGUAUUAUUU
This is a messenger RNA of Rubroshorea leprosula, 1361 nucleotides long. NCBI's taxonomy places the organism in Eukaryota, Viridiplantae, Streptophyta, Magnoliopsida, Malvales, Dipterocarpaceae. The record is from the annotation of a GenBank genome assembly.